Messenger RNA from Megalobrama amblycephala (Wuchang bream), 1284 nucleotides. Its product is annotated as gastrula zinc finger protein XlCGF7.1-like. Gene Ontology annotation, biological process: regulation of transcription by RNA polymerase II. Gene Ontology annotation, molecular function: RNA polymerase II cis-regulatory region sequence-specific DNA binding; DNA-binding transcription activator activity, RNA polymerase II-specific. The record is from RefSeq and is a predicted model, not a curated record. Lineage: Eukaryota; Metazoa; Chordata; Actinopteri; Cypriniformes; Xenocyprididae. The transcript is spliced from 4 exons. Bases 338 to 1135 code for a protein of 265 amino acids. Gene Ontology annotation, cellular component: nucleus.
CGUGCAACCGAAGCAACGACACACAUCCGAGUCUAGGAGAAGAAGAGAAGUGAGCGAGGGAAGGGAACAUAAACAUGAAGUGGAACACAGCCAUUCAUUCUACUGUUUUAGACUGUAAGACAUGAAGUUUCCGCCAAUAGAGGGCGCUCGUGAAACCGAAGCAAUGACAAACAUCCGAGUCUAGGAGAAGAAGAGAAGUGAGCGAGGGAAGGGAACAUAAACAUGUGAAGUGGAACACAGCCGUUCAUUCUGCGCCAAAUCUGCUGUUUUAGACUGAGAAGAAGAAGCAAGCAGGAGGAAUUACUCCAGGAGAAACUACUGACAUACUAUUGUAAAGAUGGAGAUUAAAGAAGAACCCUGCAGAAUAAAAGAUGAAGAUACAGAGGAACAAAUAGACCUGAUGGAAGUGAAUGGAGACAAAAUACAUCCGUUUCAAAUCCAGAUGGAAAAUAAAGAUGAAAACACAGCUGUUUCACAAACUGAAAGAAAUUUAACCAAAAAACAAGCUGGAAAAACUGGAGUCAAAAGAUCUUUUACCUGCUCUGAGUGUGGAAAGAGUUUCAAUAAUAAAUCACACUGUAACGUACACAUGAGAAUUCACACUGGAGAAAAACCGUUCACAUGCACUCAGUGUGGAAAGAGUUUCACAUGUAAAAAAACAAAAGUGAGAAUUCACACUGGAGAAAAAAUGUUCACAUGCACUGAGUGUGGAAGGAGUUUUAGUCAGAAAAACGUUCUCAACAAUCAUCUACGCUCUCACUCUGGAGUGAGCUCAUUCUGCUGUGAUCAGUGUGAUAAAUCAUUUGUUUUAGAAAAAAACUUAAGAGCACACCUUAUAGUUCAUACUGGUGUGAAGCCUCACAUUUGUUCUUUUUGUGGAAAGAGUUUUACACUACUGGAACAAUUAAGAGUGCACGAGCGUAUUCAUACUGGUGUGAGACCUUAUGUGUGCUCUGACUGUGGAAAGAGCUUCACUACAUCCACUGAAUUAAAAAAACACCAUAGAGUUCAUACAGGAGAGAAACCGUACAAGUGCUCACACUGUGGAAAGAGUUUCACCCGAUUAUCUAAUCUGUUGGCUCAUAAGAAAAAGCAUUGCCCAAAUGUGACUAAGUCAUCAAAGUUCAUGUUCUGAUAACUUUCAGUUAAAUAGGGUUUUUUUGUUUGUUUUUUAGGGUUCCUAUGCUAUAUGGACAAUAUGGAAUUUGAUUUUAUUGUAUAUGAAAAAUAUUUCACUAUUCUGUUUUCCUCUAUUCCUACUUUAAAUUCCUAAAUAAAUUUGUC